This is a messenger RNA of Erpetoichthys calabaricus (reedfish), 1211 nucleotides long. RefSeq lists its product as uncharacterized. Gene Ontology annotation, molecular function: nucleic acid binding. The record is from RefSeq and is a predicted model, not a curated record. NCBI's taxonomy places the organism in Eukaryota, Metazoa, Chordata, Cladistia, Polypteriformes, Polypteridae. The transcript has 2 exons. The coding region runs from base 510 to 1211 and encodes 233 amino acids.
UUCUGAUGAAAUAAGGGCCACAAUUGUGGACCAUGUUAUAAAUCAUGGCCUUUCAAUGGCUGAAGCAGGUCAAAGGGUGCAGCCAAAUUUGGGGAGAACAACCGUAUCCUCAAUUGUUCAGACAUUUUGCAGAGAGAACAGGUGUGUAAAUCAACGAAUUUACUCUGUAUUUGUGUGUAUUACUUUAUAAUGUUACAGUAUGUCAUAUAUUUACAAUAGUCCACACUAGACAAUAUGUAUGUUACUGUUGUCCAUUCAGUGUUAUAUUUUUACUGUGACACACAGGACUUCAAGACUUCCUGGAAGAGGUGGCAGGGGGCCUAUUUGCACUCCUCGACAGGAAGAGGCUAUUUGUGCUAAGGUCAUAGCAAAUAAUGCCAUAAGACUCAAGGAAAUACAAACUGCCAUUAUUGCUGACAACGAUGUGUUUGAGAAUGUCCAGUCUGUCAGCAUCUCAACUAUUGACAGAGUGCUGAGGAGAAACCAAAUGAGUAUGAAGCAGUUAUACUAUGUACCAUUUGAAAGGAAUAGUGAAGGAAUGUCGGUACCAGUAUGUGCAGCGUAUAAUGGACCUGGAAUCAAGUGAACCACCACAUAUUUUCGUAUACAUGGAUGAGGCUGGCUUCAACUUGGCCAAAGGAAGAAGACGUGGGCGUAAUCUGAUUGGACAGAGAGCUACUGUUGACGUGCUAGGCAAGCGGGGUGGGAACAUCACUAUGUGUGCGGCUAUUUCGGACAAUGGGGUCCACACUCAUAUUCCUCUUGUAGGGCCAUACAACACCCAACAUCUGCUGACCUUCUUGAACACCCUCUACAGGGAUCUCAUUCCUGAAGAGGAGAUUGGUCAAGAAAAUGUACCACAGUAUGUGAUCAUUUGUGAUAAUGUGAGUUUCCAUCACUCCAACCUAAUCAGACAAUGGUUUGCCAACCACCGCAGGAUGCUGAUGGAAUUCCUACCUCCAUAUUCCCAAUUCCUCAACCCAAUUGAGGAGUUCUUCUCAGCUUGGAGGUGGAAGGUAUAUGAGCGUAACCCACAUACACAAAUGACACUGCUUGCUGUCAUGGAAGCUGCGUGUGGGAAUAUAACAGCAGAUGCCUGCAGAGGCUGGAAAAGACAUUCUAGGAGGUUCUUUCCAUGCUGCAUUGCAAAGGAAGAUAUCCGUUGUGAUGUGGAUGAGAACAUGUGGCCCAAUAUACAGGAUCAGCAGUAA